AUGGACGUAAUUAGGAGGUACCGACAGCGUGUGGGACGACCUUCGGGUCCUUCCCUGGAUGACUUCAUCUACAGGCGGCCUCCGCCGACCUACGACCAGAACGCCACUGUCUUCUACAAUCCGACGCCGUCAACCGCGUCGUCAGCGAUGGGCACGAGCGCGACCUUCAAACCGCGGGAGAAGUUCAUCUUCGACCGCAGCAUUACGUGGUUCCCCGCCCACAUGGCUUCCGCGAAGCUUAACAUUGGGAAGAAGCGCCGGGCGGUAGACUGUAUCCUGGAAGUUCGGGAUGCGCGUGCCCCGCUCACGGCGUCCAACUGCACCAUCACUGAGGAGUAUCCAGAGCACGUGCCGCGGCUGGUGGUGCUGAACAAGAGCGACCUUGUCCCGCAGCAAGAUAUGCAGCGCGCUGUACAGCUGCUGGAGAACACCGGGAGGAAGGUGGUGCUCUACAGCGCCCUGGGCCUUCGGAAGAUAACCAAGAUCACGAACUUCGUCCGGGAACAUGUUACGCCACAAUUCAAGACACUGGGUGUCUGGAUGAUGGUGGUGGGGCUGCCAAAUGUCGGAAAAUCCUCAAUUAUCAACGCUCUGAAGCGAUACUCCUUCACGCAACGGUGGCACUCCAAGUAUGCCAUGCAGCAGCCAACGUCGCUCACUACUUCCAAGGCCAAAUGCGCCGGUGUGGCUGGAAGCACGCGCACUUUAAGCGCGUUCUUCGUAUCGGAAAACCCGAAGUUGUACUGCUUCGACACCCCUGGAGUCAUGCUGCCGAAGAUGCAGUGCCCAGAAAUCAACCUCAAGCUGGCGGCGAUAGGCUGCGUUGACGACCACAGCGCGGGCGUGGAUUACAUCGCGGACUAUAUCCUCUACACCCUCAACCGCAAGCGGAUGUUCGAUUAUGUGAACGUCUUAGGGCUUCCCGGACCUACCGACGACGUUAAGGAGGUUAUGGAGCACAUCUCGCGGAUUGCGGAGCGGAAGUACAGCACCGUCGAGCCCUCCAACUGCUAUCGCAUCUUCAUCAACCAGUUCAGGCAGGGCAACUUCGGUCUGAUUUGCCUGGAUGACCUAAAUGACAUCAUCAGGCGCGGCGACCUUUCCGAUUUCGAGCUCAGGUGGGUUCAAAGCAUACUAAGCAUGGAACGCAUAUUUUCGCAGUGA
Molecule: messenger RNA, 1164 nt
Organism: Babesia bigemina
Lineage: Eukaryota; Apicomplexa; Aconoidasida; Piroplasmida; Babesiidae
Product: Mitochondrial GTPase 1
Exons: 5
Coding region: 1-1164 (387 amino acids)
Cellular component (GO): mitochondrion
Molecular function (GO): GTPase activity; GTP binding
Source: RefSeq, a predicted model, not a curated record